AUGGCGGCGCUGGUGAAGCGCGUGGGUUGGGCAACGCGACCGUUGCUGCCGGUGGUGCAGGCUUGGGACCUCGACGCCCGGCGCUGGGUCCGGGCGCUGCGGCGGAGCCCCGUGAAAGUGGUGUUUCCAUCUGGUCAGGUCUUGGAACGGAAGCCCGGUCCCGGGAAGCAGCCUCGGAAGGUGGCGGCAGAGGCCAGUCCCCGCGAGCAGCGACUGAGGCAGUCGCUUCAGGUGUCCCCGUCUCAGACGCCCAGCACCUGGGAAGAGUCGGGGAUGCGCUAUGAUAAGGCUUUCCCUGGAGACAAAAGGCUGAGCAGUGUGAUGACAAUAGUUAAGUCCAGGCCAUUUCGGGAAAAGCAAGGGAAGAUCCUGCUGGAAGGUCGUAGGCUGAUUGCCGACGCUCUCAAGGCUGGUGCUGUACCGAAAGUUUUCUUCUUCAGCCGUCUGGAAUACAUAAAGGAGCUGCCCAUUGAGAAGCUGAAAGGUGUUAGCCUCAUUAAGGUGAAAUUUGAGGAUAUCAAGGAUUGGUCCGACCUAGUAACACCACAAGGAAUAAUGGGGAUUUUUGCCAAACCUGACCACGUUAAGAUGACGUACCCAGAGACUCAGCUUCGCCACACACUGCCCAUAUUGUUGAUUUGUGACAAUCUCCGUGACCCUGGGAACCUGGGGACAAUUCUGCGAUCUGCUGCUGGAGCAGGCUGCAGCAAAGUGUUACUCACCAAAGGCUGUGUGGAUGCCUGGGAACCCAAAGUGCUGCGGGCAGGUAUGGGCGCACAUUUCCAGGUCCCUGUCAUCAACAACCUGGACUGGGAGGCAGUGCCCAACUACCUGCCCACCGACACCCGCGUCUAUGUGGCUGACAACUGUGGCCUUUAUGCUCAGGCCCAGGCGUCUAACAAGGCCAGUGACUACGGCUGGGUAUGUGACCGACGACCCCUGAAGUUUCACAAGUAUGAGGUGGAGGAAGAGAAUCUAGAAAGUGGAGCCAGUAAAGGCUGGCUCCCUGAACUUGAGGUCCAGAGUUAUGACUCGGACUGGACAGAGGCACCCGCGGCUGUGGUGAUAGGUGGUGAGACCCACGGCGUGAGCCUGGAGUCCCUGCAGUUGGCCGAGAGCACAGGGGGUGGGAGGCUGCUGAUCCCCAUUGUGCCCGGCGUGGACAGCCUGAACUCGGCCAUGGCUGCCAGCAUCCUCCUCUUUGAAGGGAAAAGGCAGCUGCGGAUGAGGGUGGAACAGUUGAGCAGGGACAGGAGUUAGCACUGAGAGGGGACAUGGAAGCCAGUCCUCAGUUUGAGGUUGUCUCUGUGGUUAUUGGAAAAGUAAGAACUUCCGUGACUUUCUGCUUAGCCUCCAAAAUAACAAAGGUCAGAACUCCUCCUGACACCUCCCAUCUUCCCCCCGACUCUUGUGUGUGUGUGUGUGUGUGUGUGUGUGUGUGUGUGUGUGUGUGUGUGUGUGUGUGU
This is a messenger RNA of Hippopotamus amphibius kiboko, 1466 nucleotides long. RefSeq names its product mitochondrial rRNA methyltransferase 3 (gene MRM3). Gene Ontology annotation, molecular function: RNA methyltransferase activity; RNA binding. Bases 1 to 1260 code for a protein of 419 amino acids. The transcript has 4 exons. Gene Ontology annotation, biological process: RNA processing. The record is from RefSeq and is a predicted model, not a curated record. Lineage: Eukaryota; Metazoa; Chordata; Mammalia; Artiodactyla; Hippopotamidae.